AAACCAAAAAAAAAAAAAAAAAAAAAAAAAAAAGCAUUUUAGUUUCACUUUCGUUUCAUUGGCACGCCAAAGCGAUGCCAGGUAUCAAGUAACAAGAUGCCAGGCUGUUCGCGAUUCAACUAGCUAGUUUAAUGGAUGAAGCACAUGGAGCACAUGGAUAAAGAUGGAGGAGCUGGACCUGGAGGAGGAUGUUCAUGUUGUGGUGGCCCAGGAGGCCACUGCAAUUGUGGACGUUUUGUGUGAGCAGAGAAAUAAUGUUCUACAGCAGAUCUAUGCCUUAGUGGACCCUCAGACAUGUGAGCGGCCACAACACACGCUCAGCCACAGAGAGUCUAUCUCAGCUAUUGUGGAUUUUUUCAAAACUUCAAAUCAAAACAAAUGCCGCCAUUUUCUAUGCACUAUUUGGGAGCUCUGUGAGAAUAUUCCCUUAGACCUGGAGAUACGGAUUUUAUCCAUAGCAGGAUCUUCAACUGGAGCACUGGAAAACAACGCUGAUUGGGAAACUUCCCCUCGAUCACACAGUGCAAAGCUUGCACGUCUAGAUCAGGUGCAGAAUUACACAAAUGCUGUUAAGAGUUUUCUGCAAAAGAAAUUCGAGAAGGUGACAAAAGAUAUGAAGAAAAAGGUUUGCCUAGACAAGACAUGGCUGUGCUGGAAGCCACAAAAAUAUGUACGGGUGAGAGAACGACAAGCAAAAGCUCAGGAUGGAGAAGAAGAUUCACCAGAAGAUAAAGAGUCUGUAGAGGUUCUGUUGAAGAAAACAGGCAGAGUGGUAAUGUUAUCAGGUCAGGCUGGUUCUGGUAAAACCCUGUUGAUGCAUUGCCUAGCCCACCACUGGGCUCAGGGCUCUUAUCCCUCUAUCGAGCUACUUUUUCUACUGGAGUUUCGCCAACUUAACCUUGUCUCACAGCCGUUGUCUCUGAAUGAGCUGUUGUUUCGUUUCUUUCUUCCGUCUGAGGAAGACAGUGAACAAAGUGCAGCAGUACUCAAUUAUAUUCUCUCCAACCCUGAGAAAAUUUGCUUAAUAUUUGAUGGAUAUGAUGAAUUUGGGGCUAGAUUUACAAACCCAGAGGAGAUUGUUGGUUCUGUGAACCCUUACCAGCAACUGCCAAUGGCCGACCUCCUCUCUGCACUAUGUAGCUCCAAGAUUCUGCCUGGGUGCACAGUGCUGGUCACAUGUAGACCACGGGAUGUUUUUGACCUAUUCGGAAGUUCUGGUUAUUCUGUUGCAGAGCUGCUUGGGUUCAAUCACCAACGUGUAAAAGAGUACACUGAGGAGUAUUUCCAUGAAAAGGAAAGUGACAUUAAAGAAAGAGCAGUUAGAUUGCUGAUGAAUAGCCAUCAUCUGCUGUCCAUGUCGCAUGUUCCAGGAUUAUGUCAUGUUUGCUGUGUCUGCUUAGAUCAUUUCCUCUCCAGUGAUGUGUCUCAGCAUCAUAGCACUCAGCUACCUACGUCCUUGACCCAAAUCUACCUCCACAUUCUUUCUGCAUUUAUGAGUCGUUGCCAGGGUUGUGGACGCUCUGAUAAUCAUACCCCAUUACUUCAGAGGUAUAGGGUUCAGAUUGCUAAACUGAGUAAGCUUGCAAUGGACGGUCUAGAGAACAGCCGUAUUGUAUUCUCAACGAAAGAACUGUCUCCAGAGCUAAUGAACUUUGGUGCCAAUUCUGGAAUUCUGUCCCGUGUAGAUCUUACUUGUGCAGAUGGAUCCCGAAGUCUGGGCUGUGCCUUUACGCAUCUAACUAUGCAAGAGUUUAUGGCUGCUUUGCAUCUUAUGACCAACUCCGACAUCACAGAGUCACAGCUCAAGAAGAAGCUUAACCUGAAAAGUCGAUGGACUGCUAAGACUGAUCCAAAAACUGUGUUCACAGACUCCCUUCACCUGUAUAUGUGUGGACUCGCUGCAGAAGCCUGCACUUUAAACCUUGUCCUGCUGGAAGGCAGUGAGAAUGCUAGAUCUAUUGUGAUAAAGCGGCAAAAUUCCGUACUUAAGAUUUUGCAGCGAUUUGUGGUCAGUGGCCGUCAGACAGGUCCCAAGAUUAUUGAGCUCUGCCGUUGUGCCCAUGAAACACAAAACAUUGAUUUGGCCAAGGAGGUUGGGUCAAGAGAUCGGUUUGAGCUGCGGAAUAUAAGACUCAACCCUGUGGACAUUGAUGCCUUGGCAUUUGUAACUUCAGCUGCAAAUCGGAUGGCAUGUCUAGACUUUGGUGCCUGUUCCAUUGAACCAGAGUGUUUGACCAUCAUUCCCAACUGUAAGAACCUGGAAAAUCUCAUUUUUCGUAGCCGGAAGUAUGAUGACAAGUUUGCAGAUGCUUUGUCUGGUGUCUUGCCCAAACUCAAGAGCUUGAAGCAGUUAGACUUUAUCAGUGGUGGCCUCACUAAUAAAGGAGCUGCUAAACUUUUUAAGGCUUUGGAGUUCUGCCCACAAAUCACACACCUCAAUGUCAGUGAUAACAACCUAACAGAUGAGAGUGUAAGAAAGUUCACAGAGAUGGUACCCAAACUGGCUAACCUAACAUCUGUCAAGUUUGGAAAAAACAGCAUCACUAACAUUGGAAUAUUUAUGCUCAUUGAAAAAAUGCCAGUCUUUCUGAACAUUAAGAAAGUCUAUGCAAAUGCAAAAAAGGAAAUCAAUGUAUGCUUUUACCCAGGAUCCCCAAACAGUGCAAGCACCAAUGACAUACACAACAGAGGCAAAUCAAAGGAACUAAUAUUGAAUGACUGGAAUCUGAAAUGUGUGAAUGUGUACAAUCUCUGCACAGUGCUCAAAAGCUGCUCGUCUCUCACUGUCCUCAAUUUGUCCAACAACUCACUGGGUAACAAAGGUCUAAAGAAGCUACUAGAAAUUCUGCAUACUCUCGACAGCAUUCAGGAAAUUAAUUUAAGUGAGAAUGAAGUGGAUAUGGAUGGUGUGGUGCUUCUCUUAGCUUAUUUCUGUUCUCUGAAAAACCUGACUGAAGUAGAAGCAAGCCAUAACGGAAAUAAGAAACUGGUCUUGACAUUUGACUAUAGUAGAAGUGAUGAGUUAAACCAGUUAACCGCAGAUGGGUGUGAUAUUCGUCACAAGAAACUCAGCUUAACAGAAUGUGACAUACACUCUAAUGAUAUGAACAAGCUGUGUGAGACUCUGCUCAAAUGCCAAAAUCAGCUAGACCUGGAUUUCUCUCAUGGAACUUUACCGGAUGAGUCUAUUGAGAAGUUAAUAAUGUUCCUUCCAAACAUGUCAUCUCUCAAUCUACUAAAAUUAAGUUACAUCCAGAUGUCAACAGAUAGUGCUUUGUUAUUGGUCCAAUUGCUUUCUGUUUGCCAGCGGACUACAGUUGUGGAGCUCAGACCACUGGGAGAAGCAUUCGUUAAGUUUGUCCAGGCCAAAGCAGAAGCUGCAUUAUGCAAGUUUAACCAUUAUGACCUUGGCAGUGCCAAUCUGGCAAAGCUCUGUGGUAUACUGGAGCAGUGUCAUCAUUUGACUCAUCUGGAUCUGUCCAGUAACUUCCUUAAAGAUGAAGAUGUGAAAACCUUUGUUCAUUUACUGCCCAAGCUUCACAUCUCUAGCUCUGUGAGCCUCAAUAAUAACAGUCUAACUGAAGUAGGUGCACUUGAGCUGCUGAGUUCAUUGAGUGCGUGUGAAAAGGUGGCUGCCGUGGAAGUGUGUCUUGAAAAGCAGGAGCAGAAGGCCCUGAUUCACUUUGUUCAGAAGAAUUUGACAGGCAAAUCUGUCAGUCUGAAGCAUUGCUGUUUUGAGUUAAGCCAUUUGCAAUAUCUUGUGAAAAUACUCACCAGUUGUCCCAAACUUAAACUAGAGUUAUCAUCCUGCACCGUACAAAGUCAAAAUCUGAACAUUUUAAUGAAUGAUUUGGCUACACUGAGCUCAGUACAAACACUCGAACUACGAAACAAUUCUCUGAAUGCUGAGGCAGUUAAGCAUUUGGUUACUAAGUUGUGUAGGACUUCAGAUCAUAGAACAAUUGGGAUAAUGGAGCCAUGGAUCAAAGGGGAAGUUGCAGUUGGCCUUGUGGCAUGCUGCCUGCAACUGAAUCCCUACAUAAAGGAAAUCAGAGUUGAAAAGACAUGGCUUAACCUUUCUGUUGAAAGCCUCACCUCUGCCACGGUCCCUAAUGAGAAUGGGAAUUUCUCCCUGUCUGCUGUGCACUCUAUAAUCUUUCAUGACUGUGAAGUUGAGGGGCAGCACUUAUCCACACUGCAGUCUACCAUCCAGAUGUGUCCCUCUCUGCAGCAGCUACAGUUUUCUCAGAUGACCAUGGGUGCAGUUGGUGCAGAGUUUCUCUCGUCAGUUCUUCCCUCGCUGAAGAAUCUCAAGAUCCUCAGUCUAAACUCCAAUGUAGAAAUGGUAGAUGAAUCAGUAAUAUGUGCAUUACAGCAUAUGCAAAAGCACCUGGAACAGCUGAGCUUGUCCCAUUAUGUAAUUAAAGACAGUGGAGCCGCAGUAUUAGGGAAUGCCCUUCAAUGUUUGACACGAAUGCGAUCACUCAGUCUCUUGCAGUGCUUAAAUUGUACAGCAGCAGGAGGGCGUGAUCUGGUCUCUGGUCUGGUCAAGUGUCAGUCUUUGGAGGAAAUUAAACUAGACUGUUUAGAACUGGAUGCAGAAAGCUUAGCUUGCUUUGCACAAGGUCUCCAGGCCAUGACAUCACUUAAAAAGAUCAGUUUGAAUAUUAAGACAAUCUCGAAGGAAGGCGGUGGCUUUUUGUGUUUGCUAGCUAGUCUGCACACGUUGAUUGAGCUAGAAGAGAUUGAGUUGAUAGGGUUGAGGAUUGGGGAUCAAGGGAUUGAGGAGCUUGUGAAACACAUCCCAAAAUGGACUAGACUGAGAAAGAUAAAUCUGUCUGAGAACUGUGUGAGUGACCAUGCUGGAGAAAUGUUGGUGAAAGCACUGUCCAACUGCCGAGCACUGCAACACAUAAAUCUUUCCAGAAACAACCUUGGUCAGAACUUUGCUGCUCUACUGGGUCAGGUUCUUCCAUCUCUCUCAGGGCUUUCUGAAUUGGAUCUCUCUGAAAACCAGAUGGGUUCAGAAGGUUGUUCAAGUCUCUGUAAGGGUCUGGUCAGCAUGAAGGCACUGAAACAACUACACUUAACCUCCAUUGGAACCCCAGACUUGGUCAAUCUUGUAUCUUGCCUCGAACACUGUACCUCAAUAGAAGACAUCAGCCUGUCAUGGAAUUUAUGUGAAAAUGACGUGGUUCUAAAACUGGCUGAAGUUCUGCCACAAUGCAGAAACCUGAAAAGACUUAAUCUGGAGGCCAAUAAUAUCAACACAUCAGGAGCUAAGGCUCUUGCUAGAUGUUUGCAGUUUUGUCCUUGGAUUGAAGUAAUCAGGCUUUGGAGGAAUCCAAUUAAAAAGGAUGACCCGAGUUUAAAGGAUAAGAGGCUGAAUUUCUCAUCAAUUUAAUCUGAAGCACAAUUCUUCAAAAUGUUUCCUUAGUUGUUGUUUUUGGUUUUUAGAUUUCUAUUUAUGACUUUCUGUGGUAAUAAGAAUAUCAAGAUGAUUUUUUGACAUAUUUGGAGAACACAUUACCUCACAAUACCAGUAACUAUUCCAUUCCACAGUUUAUAUAGUUGUCUGGGAUUCUGAGGUUUAUGGAAGUGAUGUGAGCAAUCCAUUUUUGUACCUUAACAGAUACAACUCUCUAUAGAGCUAUACCUGCAUGUUCAGAGACAUAAUAAUCAGCAGUCUCAAACAGUUCCAAAGGACAUUUUUGACACACAGUAUGCAAAACACAGUAGGCUUCUAGUUGACAGAGAAACUGCAGAAAAUACACAGAAAAUGGUUAAACUUCAAUAGCUGAGUGAAGCUUGUUAACCUUUUUACUUCCAAUCUUUCAUACACAGUAUCAUAUUCUAAUGUACCAUUUAACAUGCAGAUAGGCUGUGAAAUAAUCAGAUUUACUCCAUUAAUAUAGGUAUCUUAUAAGGUAUCACCCAAAACAGAAAGCUAUUUUUUUCAAUAGUCCUUCCAUUAACCCAUCCUAGACUUCUCCUUGUUGUGUUCUCCUGCAUAUCCUCUAUUUAUUUCUGUAUUGAUUCUUUUAAACCUUUAAGAAUUGCACUGAAAAAUGGUACAUUUCUGGACAGUGAAACACUGGAUGAUGGUAUCUGAUAUGAAACUGAGGACUACAGGUACCUUAAAAACUUUUAGUGAGUAAAGUAUUAGUAACUUUGAGGGCUGAUCUAUAAACAAAGAUACAUAAGUAAAAGAACUAUAUAAACAAUUGUUCAUUUGGCUUUCAUAAAAUGACAAGCCAGCAUUCAUAGUUCAGUGAAGAAAAUUAAGUGCCAAAAUAGAAACCCAAAAUAUUAUGAUAUCUUUUCUAUAGCUUCAAUAAUGGGAAAUCAUUUAAAUAUCAUGUAUGAACACACUCAUACAUUUUUCCACAGAAUUCGAUGUUAUAUUUGACAAAAGUUGAUGUCUCUAGUCUAUAGGCUGAAGUCAAUAUGCUAUAUGUGUAUAUACGCUUGUCAAUAAAGCACAGGAAUGAGAAUUCA
This is a messenger RNA of Tachysurus vachellii, 6498 nucleotides long. RefSeq names its product NLR family, CARD domain containing 5 (gene nlrc5). The record is from RefSeq and is a predicted model, not a curated record. Lineage: Eukaryota; Metazoa; Chordata; Actinopteri; Siluriformes; Bagridae. The transcript is spliced from 44 exons. Gene Ontology annotation, molecular function: protein binding. The coding region runs from base 164 to 5404 and encodes 1746 amino acids. Gene Ontology annotation, biological process: positive regulation of transcription by RNA polymerase II; positive regulation of MHC class I biosynthetic process; inflammatory response.